Carica papaya (papaya) is the source of this 1129-nucleotide messenger RNA. RefSeq names its product translation initiation factor 3 subunit I. The record is from RefSeq and is a predicted model, not a curated record. Gene Ontology annotation, biological process: proteolysis. NCBI's taxonomy places the organism in Eukaryota, Viridiplantae, Streptophyta, Magnoliopsida, Brassicales, Caricaceae. Gene Ontology annotation, molecular function: ATP-dependent peptidase activity; metalloendopeptidase activity; ATP binding.
CUAACGAAUUAUAUAACGCCAUGUCAUGUUACCAGAUUAAAAGCAGCGGCACCAAUAUCCGGUCGACAAUCGGGAAAGGGAUCGCCGCCGUUUUCUGGCAGAGUUGAACUCCAUUCUUGAUUGCUCCGGAAUGAGCUUCGCGGUUCAUCUCCAUCUGACAAAUGCGGCUACCGGAACUGAUUUGGCUAAACGGCGCCGUCGAGCUCUGGAAAGAAUAGACAGAGAGCUCUCGAAGGGAAAUUUCAAAACUGCUCUCUCUCUCGUCAAGCAAUUGCGCUGCAAACGAGGUGGCAUCCGUGCCUUUGGCACCGCCAAACAGGUUCCGAAGAAAUUGUCAUCAUUCGAUGAUUUAGAGCUAAGUGGAACUGACUUAUCGGUUCUCCGACUGUUGGUUGAUUCGGUAAUGGACUCCGUACAGAGCUGCAGUCAGUUUGCUUUACUUGACGAGAUAUCAUCCAAAGGAACCCAAAGGUUGACGAAUGUAGAAGACCGCGAGUUUUCCUGCGAAGAUUAUCACUACAGAUGCAUCCAACAUGAAGCUGGUCAUUUUCUGGUUGGCUACUUGCUUGGGGUUCUUCCUCGAGGUUAUAACAUAACAAGCAUAGAAGAUCUGAAGCGCGAUAAUUUUGGAAUAGCAAGAAUAGAGUUUGUGGGUCUUGAAUUUCUUAAAGAAAUCGGUUCUGAGAGAAUGCUAAGCAAAGAUGUCAUGAACAACAAAGGCCACAGAGGCAAAAUUUCGUCUACGAAUUUAAACAACUUUUCCUGUAUAAUAUUGGGAGGCUUGGUAGCAGAGCAUAUAUUAUUUGGCAACUCGAGAGGCUCUCGCUCAGAUAUUGACAAGCUAAACCGUGUGCUUAGAUGGCUGGGGUAUACAGAUAUUGAGGCAGGCGUUCAGGUGAGAUGGGCCGUAUUAAAUACUGCUUUCAUUUUGCAUCAUCACAAUGAAGCCAGAUCAAAACUAGCAGAGGCCAUAGCGCUGGGGAAGCCAGUAGGCUUUUGUAUCGAUGCCAUUGAGAAUGCCAUAUCCGGAGAGGAAUGCUAGGUGAUGUAUUGACUCUUUCAUCCGGCAUUGUCUUUUUCUGAAUUAAUUUGUUCCUAUUUUCAUCUCAGUGAAUCACUUUGCCAGGCA